This is a messenger RNA of Eimeria necatrix, 1479 nucleotides long. Its product is annotated as ubiquitin carboxyl-terminal hydrolase isozyme, putative. The coding region runs from base 1 to 1479 and encodes 492 amino acids. Gene Ontology annotation, cellular component: cytoplasm. The transcript has 5 exons. Gene Ontology annotation, molecular function: cysteine-type deubiquitinase activity. The record is from RefSeq and is a predicted model, not a curated record. NCBI's taxonomy places the organism in Eukaryota, Apicomplexa, Conoidasida, Eucoccidiorida, Eimeriidae. Gene Ontology annotation, biological process: protein deubiquitination; ubiquitin-dependent protein catabolic process.
AUGCCAGAGCAGCAGCAGCAGCAGCAGCAGCAGCAGCAGCAGCAGUGGCUGCCUCUAGAAGGUACCCCUGAAGUCUUGGGCCCCUACCUGGUUGCUCUGGGGGGCCCCCAGGCCCCUUCUGCUGAGUCAGGGGCCCCCCAGGGGGGCCCCCAGGGGGGCCCCCAGGGGGGCCCCCAGGGGGGCCCCCAGGGGGGCCCCCAGGGGGGCCCCCUGCUGCAGGUGGAGGACUUGGUGGCCCUGGAGCCGUGGGCCCUGGACAUGCUGGAGUGUACAGACACCGUGGCUUUGCUGCUGCUGUUUCCCUUGAGCGAAAGUGCUGCAGCAGAAGAGGAGCAGCUGCUGCAGCAGCUGCAGCAGCAGCAGCAGCAGCACGAGCAGCAGAUGCAGCAGGAGCUCUGGUUCGUCAAACAGACGGUGCCAAAUGCAUGCGCCACUGUAGCGCUGCUGCACUGCACAGCCAAUUUGCCCCGCAGCAAAUUUCCCCUGCCCGAGGAGGGGCUUCUUCACAAGUUCUUCCAGGACACGUGGCCGUUGGACGCUGGGGGGCGGGGGCGGGCGCUGGAGAGCCACGAGGGUUUGGCGCUGCUGCACUUGCUGCAGCAGCAGCAGGGAGCAACAGCAGCAGCAGCAGCAGCAGACACAAACCUCCACUUCACUUGGCCUCACGUGGAACAGCAGCAGCAGCCGCUGCAGUUCUUGGCUGUCUGUACACUGAACGUCGUGCUGCAGCAGCAGCAGCAGCAGCAGCAGCAGCAGGAAAGCAGCAUCAGCAGCACGAGCAGCAGCAGCAGCUGCAGCAACGCCGCGUGCCCCGCCACAGCCAAAAGACCUCGUGCGCAGCAGCAGCAGCAGCAGCAGCAGCAGCAGCAGCAGCAGCGCAGCAAACACAGCCACAGCGCAACCCUGCAGUAUGAGCGCCAGCAGCAGCAGCAGCAGAUGCUGCAUCCUCUGCUUGGGGGGCAGCAGCAGAAGAGAGCGCCUCUUGACCCACUGCAAGGAACUGCCGCUGCUGCUGCUGUUGCUGCUGUUGCUGCUGCCGCUGCUGCUGCUGCUGCUGCUGCUGCUUACCUGCGGGUCAAGAAGCAGCGUCCUCAGAUGGUCUCCUUCCAAGUACCUGAGGUGUACAGACACUCCGACCGCAGCAGCAGCAGCACUUGCUGCAGCAAAGCAGCCACAGCAGCACAUCAGCAGCAGCACAGCAGCAGCGGCAGUACAGCACAGCAGCAGCGGCAGUACAGCAGCAGCAGCAGCAGAGCAGCAGCACAGCAGCAGCAGCAGCACAGCAGCAGCAGCAGUACAGCAGCAGCACAGCAGCAGCAGCAGCACAGCAGCAGCGGCAGUACAGCAGCAGCACAGCAGCAGCGGCAGUACAGCAGCAGCACAGCAGCAGCAGCAGCAGCAGCAGCAGCAGCAGCAGAGCAGCAGCAGCAGCAGAGCAGCAGCAGCAGGGUCACCUUCUGUCCCCAAUGGAGGCGAUAA